AUGGCCUAUCGCACUGCUAUAUUUCUCUUGGACGAUAAUCAUCCUACCAAUCAGAUUUUGUCUGAAUUUCUCUUUAGAUUCGGCUGCCGCGAGCCACGUAUUGUGGCUUACCUCGAGUCUCAGAGCUAUAUCGAAGAGCUUCAGCGCUUUAUCGAGGAUACAAACUACAAAACUUCACUCGAACUAGAACCUGAUCAACAUCAACACUCUCUUGGUCCAUCCAACCAUGAGGAAGUGAGACAAUCCCAUCAAAACAAUUCCCUUCCUCAGCAGCAGUGGUCCCGAUACAAUACCUAUGGACAUUUUGGACCGAACGGAAAUAGCCGAGACCUGAUUUGCGUAAACGGACCACCUAACAGCCAAGUUAAAACAAGAGUUGCCAACCCCAACAUUCCUAUUAACAUCAAUUCCAAAUCUUCUAACCAUCGAGGUUGUAUUUAUGCUGUGGCCUCCUCGAGGCAAAGUUCCUUUACUGCGGCUGCAAAUUUGAACUCUUCUAGUCAUUCGAUGCCAAAACAGACAGAGCCUGGAUGGAAGAAUCCAGAUAGAAACCUAGGAGCGCUUUCAGAUGGCUAUAUUUCAACUCCAGUCCUUUCGCCUACAGUUAUCUCUGUCAGCAGUCCUAUCGAGACGGGUAAGUGUAUGAAAUGA
Protopolystoma xenopodis is the source of this 651-nucleotide messenger RNA. The record is from the annotation of a GenBank genome assembly. Lineage: Eukaryota; Metazoa; Platyhelminthes; Monogenea; Polystomatidea; Polystomatidae.